Molecule: messenger RNA, 1598 nt
Organism: Drosophila rhopaloa
Lineage: Eukaryota; Metazoa; Arthropoda; Insecta; Diptera; Drosophilidae
Product: vacuolar protein sorting-associated protein 41 homolog
Biological process (GO): endosomal vesicle fusion; vesicle-mediated transport; cellular response to starvation
Cellular component (GO): late endosome; HOPS complex
Molecular function (GO): protein binding
Source: RefSeq, a predicted model, not a curated record
CUAAUUUAUUUUAAUUUAUAUAGUAAAUUCGAGGAAGCAAUGGAACUGAUAGCCACGCAUGGCGGUAGCGUGUCCGUUCUUUCAGUGGCCAGACUUUACAUUAACCAUUUACUGACACUGAAACAGUAUGAGGACGCCGCAAAACUUUGCCUGCAGAUGCUGGGCAAUAACAAAAUCCUUUGGGAAGAAGAAGUUUUCAAGUUUGUGAAGUGUCAGCAGUUACGAUCCGUCAGCGCCUAUUUGCCGACAUCCGACGAUUGCAAACUCGAUGCCCAUGUGUACGAGAUGGUUUUGUACGAGUUUCUAAAAUUCGAUGUGAACGGCUUUCUGAAUCUUAUCAAAGAGUGGCCAUCUCAUCUUUAUGACGGACUAGCAGUAAUAAACGCAAUUCACGAUAACUUUCGCAAGCAGCAUGCCAAACAGAUGCUCGAAUCCCUCGCCCUUUUCUAUUCUUAUCAGGGUGAUUACGAAAGCGCCCUCCGCAUGUAUCUAAAGUUGCAGAACAAGGACGUCUUUAAAUUAAUAAAACGUUAUCAGCUUUACGAUGUUAUUUCAAAAUUAAUCAUUCCACUCAUUCAAUUGGACCGUGAACGUGCAUUUGAAAUAUUAUUAGACAAGGACAAGAUCAAAUCAGAAUUGGUUGUUCAUCAGCUGGAACACAGUAAAGAGUACCUGUACUGGUAUCUGGACUCUUUGAUAAAAGUGGACUCCAGAAAUAUGUUUCAAAAUAAGCUUGUGUCCUUGUAUGCAAAGUAUGAUAGGAAGAAACUUUUGCCAUUUCUUAGGCGUUCAAAGGACUAUGUCAUUCAGGAUGCAUUAGCCAUUUGUAAACGGGAAGGAUUCUAUCCGGAGAUGGUCUACUUGCUAGGGUGCAUGGGCGAGGAAUCGGCCGAAGCCCUAAAUAUCAUUAUUCAUAGCAUGAAUGACAUAGAAAUGGCGAUAGACUUCUGCAAGGAACAUGAUGACAAUGAUCUAUGGAAUCUGCUCAUUAAUGAAUCUGCCAAGCAACCCGAGACUGUAUCCAAAGUACUGGACGGUAUAGUAGACUAUGUAAAUCCUGAGGUAGUCGUUAGUAGGAUUAGAACAGGUCAGAUUAUUCCAAACCUGCGGAAAUCUCUCAUAAAAAUGCUUUGGCACUACAGUAUACAGGAGGAAAUAUCCUUCGCCGCCCAACAAAUUCAGCUGGAGGACUACUUUGAUACCCAUUCGGAGGUAGUGGCUCUACAGCGACGUGGACAGCAAGUAUCCUGCGAACAACUAUGCUUACUGUGCUAUCGUCCAGUACUAAUGAAAAAUAGUGGGUUCAAUUGCAUAAUCGGAUUUAAAUGCGGUCAUAUCUACCAUGAGCCCUGCAUAGAAGCUGUCAUUUCCGAUAGACACUGCAGUGAGUGUAGAAUGAGGUCUGUUGAUCCAACUGAGAAGGAAUAGGUUUUUAGCGACAUCCACACUGUUGGCUGUUUCUUUGUUGGUUUGUCUAUGUUGUAAUUGACUUUAACGUUCUUAAUAAAUAUCCACCCUAAUAUAAAUCAACAAUAAAGCGCAUAUCUCAAAAAACAAGUGAAGUAUAAGUCAUAAUAUACAAAAAGAUCAAUUUUUUA